Molecule: messenger RNA, 3469 nt
Organism: Ilyonectria robusta
Lineage: Eukaryota; Fungi; Ascomycota; Sordariomycetes; Hypocreales; Nectriaceae
Exons: 4
Coding region: 57-3386 (1109 amino acids)
Source: RefSeq, a predicted model, not a curated record
CUACUCCGCUCCAAAGAUCUGGGGUCUCGGGAGAAGGGGUCGAAUUCCUCUGCCGGAUGCUUCAAAAACGCCCCGAAAAUCGGGCAGCUGUGGCUGAACUAGCUGGUCAUCCCUGGCUAGCCGCACUAGGCUCGACCGUUGCGGCACCACAAUCCCUUGCCGAGAUCACAAACGAUGGAGGUAUGGCUAGCAACUUCCCCCAGCUCGAGACUCAUACAAUAGGGGAACCCGGGGAGGUGUAUACUUCUGAUGCCUCUGCUAUUAGCAGCUCUCGGGCACACUCAGGAGCCUUUCUCGACCCUCACGACAGCGGACCAGGAGUCCUUGAUACUCAUCGACGAGCGGAUCAUGCUCUGUUCAGCCAAGCUGGUGAGAGCUCGAAACUCGAUUCCGGUUUUGCCAGUUACGAAAGUGGCAGGAACACCAACGCCCUCAAGAAUGAUAUCGACAACGAGACUAUUUAUUCUGUUGAUUCCGUUCUACCAGCAUCAAGAAACAUGUACAUCGACGAGUUCUCCGGAUACCUCGCUGGAGACAUUCAGAACAUUCCAACUUCGAGUAAGCUGCCAAAAGAGCUCCACGAACUCCUCCCAGGCCUUCUCAAAGCCUUCGCUCGAAGGCUUCACGGAGAAUCAUCGACCAGAACUCAGAGAGAGGUUUCAGUCUUUCUACACAAGAACAGAAGAACUGUCAUGGAAGCACUCUAUACAAAUCCAUUUCCCGCACUGUCCGGCCAAGGCAACGAUACCGAUGACGAUGAUUCCCCAGAAGGCCUGAAGCUUCGACAAACGUUCAGAAUGCCUGUCUCAGAUAUUACAAACUGGGUUUCGUCCUUGGAGGGGAUUACUCCAAUGGAUCUGGAUGCGCCAGAGAUCUCUGAGAAGGACCAUCUCAACGGAAUGGACUCAUCACAGCAGUCGCUGGACCUACCCAACCUUGAAGACUAUAAACAAUUCAUUAAGUCGUCGCAGUCAUACCAGUGGCUACUUACAAAAAUUCAAGCAUACUCGCGGGUGGACAGGCUAGAUCCGAGCAUCAUGCUGUAUAUUGGGGAGUCAAUUCGCAGCCACAUUUUGCCAUUCGCACCUCUUCGCAAGGUCAGUCGCCAUAGAUCACCUCUGUCUGUUGAGAUGUCGUUUCAUCUCGACUGGGACCUCUUUCAGUUCAUCCGGGACCAAGAAUACGUGGGUGAGCCUGAACAUAUCCUCGAUCACAUUAUAUGCUUGACUGGAGUCUCGCAACAGGCCCAGGCAACAACUGUCUCGGAGUACAUGGAACAGACGUGGCCAACGGCCAAUCUUUCAAUCCGGCUACUCCUUAAGAAAUUCCUAUCGCGUCCUGAUUGCAUUGUCGAGCUACCGAACGGAUCUUUUCUGAAAGCUACACAAAGCCUGGCAUCAUGCUGUAUCGUAGCUAAAGGACAAGUGGACUUUCUGUCAGAUGUCGGCGAACAAUUGGGGUGGUUAGGAUCCGCAUUGCGCUCAUCUUCACUUUCUCAGGGCGUAGCAACUUGUAUACCGCAUCUCUCGUCCAUCCAUAUCCGACAGGGAAAUACGACAUCCAAAUCAGCAAUUUUUGCGUCAUGCCGAAUGAGUUUCUUUACGAAAGCAGUGGUUGAUGUCAACUCAAUGUCCCGAGGUUUCUGUUGGGCCAGUCUCUUUCGAAACCCCGUCUUGGUCACUGGAUACCCGAUUGCUCAUAGAGCUGAUCCCGAGACUGGCAUCGAAAUCUCUCCCAGUGCAAUGGCUGAACUUGUACAAUCAAGACAGUUUGUCAGUCUAGGAGGGAAGAUCAUUCUCAAGGGUUUUUGCUCUCUUCUUGUGGCCACAUCUGUUGCCGUCGACGUUGUAUUGUGGCAUUUCAUUUUUGAUCCCACCGGCAACCGGAUUUCGUACUAUGAUUCCCGCCUAGAGGAUCUCGAGUAUGAAACUUCGGAUGGAUUGGCACUCAGGGACCUCGAAGCCCGUCGCCAUGUUCUUGGGUGGUGCUGUGACGUCAAAGAGUAUUCAGGAAACAAGGACGCAAAACUGGACAUACGUUCAUCGAGUCUACCACUACCGCCAAAAUCAAUUGUCUUUGACAAACUAUACGUCGAAGGAGGCUCGAAUUUGAUUGGCGGGUUGUCUGUUUCAAUUGGGAAGAGAGACAAGCCGAUUUACCUGCAAAGAGCCAAAAGCUACUCAGGGUUACUAGAUUGGGUCUCUCUCCAAUCUUUCGUUUUUUAUGACGUCGACGAAAGAAGGGCGUGGCUGGUCGAUGGUGCCUCCGCCUUACUGCAUCUAGUACGCGCAUCAAUCGAACAAGACCGGACCAGGCCAGCAUAUCGUUCCAAGUGGAAAUUUGAUGGAUCACUUAAAGGAGACUCAUUACUGAGUAGCGGGGGGACAAAGGCAGUCGAGGUGCUGGGGGAUUUCGACAAUCUGAACCUCCAACUCUACAUCGACGAUGUGCGACAAAAUGAGAGUGGCCAGCUUGUGGAAAUCCAUUACUAUUUCCGGGAUAGAGUGCAAGAAAUCCUCCAUGAUCUACAGAUUCUCAUUGAAUACCAAGCUCAGGUUGCUGCGCAGGAUGGGUACUGGUUUCGUCAGUCGAGCAAGAUGCUAGUCAAGAGCCUGGUGGGAUUUGACUUCUGGGACGUUGCCAAACCCAGUGGCCCAAUCCAGCAACGAAUCCACCACUUGCAAACAGGAGGCUAUGGCUGGGUCGAUUACGUUCGAUAUGUCAAGGCGACAACCAUAUUUGGGAAGAAUUUUGGGGAUCUACUCCAAGCCGAGAACCCAACCGUCCUUUGCGCGAACUGGAGGACGGUACCUACAGGCAUGGACUACAUGGGCGCAUCCAUCUCAACGCUGAAGACAAUACAGACAGCGAGAAGUGAGGUAGAUUUGGGCCCCGGCCAGAUCACAACUGAUAUUGCAUGGUCCUCACGCUGUGAGCUGUUCUCACAGUGCGAGUGUCUCGAUCCACAGCCACUGAACACGACGCCUCUGCAUCACGAUCCCGUCCAGUUACUUCUGCCUAGAGGCCAGAGAAUACAUCUGAACGUCCCGAAGGUGUGCUUGAAGAUCACGUUGAACGAUCUGGGGGAUAAGGGUGCGGUUGUGUUCGGCCACACGCCUUACAGGAUUGGACUCAGGCAGAAAGAUGGGAAUUUGACUGGGCAGGAAGAGAGCGAGACAAGUGUUCCUCCAUUUUCUGACUCUACCGGAAGCCCGGGCAUGAGAAAUCACUCAGAUGUCACGGAUGGAGGGUUGUCUGCGAUGUCUGUCUCAUCUCUACCAACAGAGCCUAGCUCUGGCGAUGGUGAUUCCUCGGAAACGGGAAACAACCGAGAGGCUAAGAAGAGGAAACGCUCAUUUUUAAGCGUUUUUCGGUCGCGGGGGUGAUACUUUCCUAACGUUAGGAGGAACAGUAGGAGAUUUUCAAAGUAUGUAAAUGGUCCUUGAUGGAGCUGGCGCUGGAGUUUUUG